Pelobates cultripes (western spadefoot toad) is the source of this 8028-nucleotide messenger RNA. The record is from the annotation of a GenBank genome assembly. NCBI's taxonomy places the organism in Eukaryota, Metazoa, Chordata, Amphibia, Anura, Pelobatidae.
CUGGAUAUUUCAUUAAAGCGGUUAUACUCGCGUUUUUGCAUUAUUUUAGUUUAUAUAACACCCAGCGAGCGGACUAACCAGAGCAAUGUAUGAUGGGUAUAUUAUGCAGAUGUAGGCGAUGACGUUGCGAUGCGGUGGGCGGGGCUAGUUGUCCCGAGUGAGUUCUGGCUGCGGCUGUUUGUACUUCCACGUUCUGGUAAGCGUUCUAAUGCUGGAACACCCCGAGAUCUCUCACUGUAACCAUAACAACCUCCACCGUGAUACACUGUAACAUAGCCCCCCCCCCCCCUUCCUAUCAUUCUCAGCCAGACUAAUAACUCACCGAGCAUCAAACACAGCAUAGCUGUUAAUCUGCAAUACGUCCAUUAACGGUCACAAAUUCCCCCUUUUUACCCGUCAGAGCCAGAGCGCCCUCUGUAGUAUGCAAGUUGUAAUUACACCCAGUCUGCUGUGCACAUUCUUCACCCCUUGGAAAGAUGAUGUACAGCUAUAGGUUCUCCUGUUUCAUUCACACACCUUCCUUUCUGUCUGUGGAUUUCCUUCUCUGCUAAGUCAUCGAACAUUAUCUGACAUUCACACUCUUUCUGCCAAUGUGCUGCUUUGCCACCUUUUCAAAAAACAAAACACUGCCCUCACCAAUCACUUGUCUGGGUAUUGUUGGUCCUAAGUGACUUAAAAGGACACUAUAGCCACCAAAUCAACUUUACCUUAAAGGGACACUAUAGUCACCAAAUCAACUUUACCUUAAAUGGACACUGUAGUCACCAGAACAACUACAGCUUAUUGAAUUUGUUCUGGUGAAUAGAAUCAUUACCCUCAGGCUUUCUAUGAAGAGAUCUAAUUAUUAGGUAAUUAUUAAUUAUUAUAAUAAUAAUAUUAUUAUUAAUUAUUAUUAAUGCCUAAUUAUUAGGCAUUAGGUCUCCCCCGACAGCGGACGUUGGCGGAGCCUGACCCCUUCAGCCCCACAGGAGGGGGUGAAACCUGUAGUGCCAAGAAAAUGGCUUUGUUUUCCUGUAACUAAUUUUUAAUUUUUUUAAUUAAUAAAAUAUCGGUCACAGUAAGUCACACAAGAAACAUGGAUGGAGUAAUUUUGGAAUCAUAUUACCCAGAGAACUUGCCUUGCAAAAACUUAAGUUACAUCUGAUUGUAAAAGAAGCCAUUUUUUUUUCAUGCAGGCUGUGUCAGUCACAGUCAGGGGAGGUGUGGCUAGGGCUGCCUAAACAGUAACAAAAGUGAUUUCACUCCUAAAUAGCAGAGAAUUGAGCAGUGAAACUAAAGUGGCAUGAUCUAUACACCAAAACGGCUUCAUUAAGCUAAAGUUGUUUUGGUGACUGUAAUGUCCCUUUAACUAUUUCAUUACAGUCUGACCAGGGUCUGCCACAUUUAGCAAGCCAUAACAUAGCUGUCCAGUUGUACUAUUUAACCCUUAUUCUCUGUAAGUGGGCAGAGGGUAGGCAGAGGACAUGGGGUACGUCAUUCACCAUCACAGAUAAUACUCCAUCCUGUAAUCCAUGGGGUCAGGGUAUUAGCUACUGGACUAUUAGCUAUUUAAAGUGUACCUGCUGGGCCGUCAUGCGAGGUGGGGGAGGACCAAUUAUAGGACCCCACCAACUCCAUCAUCAUUAACUUCAUCCCACUGCUUAAAUGAUGGGAUAUUAACAGUUGAGUAUUUGAGUAGGUGACCUGGUUCAGCAGUUAGCAUUCCACUGAGAGCUACACCGGCAAUGGAGGAACUACCAGAAUUCCAUUCAAUUCACAAAAUACAUGUUUGUGCCCAUCUUCUAUUACCUUGCACAAAAAGCUACCAGUAGUUUACAUUUGGUUGUGAACAUGACAGACUAGCAGGGUUAUUUACUGAGUGAGAAUUCAAAGUGAAGUUUACAUUUUAGGCUGAACAUGUAGCAUGGCUGACCUAGUAAUGUAUCCAAUUCCACUAAUGUGGCCUUAAAUUGGAAUUCACUUAGAAAUGUCCCUUUAGUAACCCUGUUGAAUGUGUGUGCACGGGUGGAUUGUGACCAUAUUUGCACAUGCAUUCUAAUCUACAAAUGAUAAUAUCGGAGUCCAGGAGCCCCAGGAGAGAACCUUAGUAAUCAGCGAGAGAACGUAUUUAAAGGUUGUUUUAUUUCGAUUUUUUUUUUUAUAUAAUGCAAUUUUACAUUGAUUAUGUAAUGUAUUGACAAUUAAUUAUUAAUAUUAUUAUUGGCAUAAUUCCCCAGCGCUUUACAGUUACAGAAAGGAGAGAUUAGAGGUUAAAAAAGGCCUUGCUAAAACAAACUUCGAAUUGCAUAUAUUGCAAAAUAAAAAAUGCAAUCAAACACACACAGCUUUAUCCACUAACAUUAGAUUUGUUGGGAAUGUCACAGUGGAUAAAUGUCCUUAUAUUUGAAAUUCACUUUGAAUCACUGACGAUAUUGAAUUUAGCGAAUAGGCCUGACACUGUUUAUAAAUAUCACUUCCAAACCUUCUGCUAAGGCCAAUUAACCAGCCUUUCAUAAUGCAUUGUCAAAUAUUGCCAUCUAGGGCUUUACUGUCCAUCCAUAGCUUGCACAACCAGCACCGUUAGCCAACAUCUGUCCCUGUCCCCCCCCCCCCCAGUUAGCACCAUUGUGCUUUGUUUGACUAAUAAUAUAAUGCUUUGUAGCUUCCAGUGAGCUGUCCUAGCUUUUAACAUUGUGUAUAGUUACAUGCCAGGUACUGCAGCUGCUAUGGUCCUGUCAGUUUCCUUACAAGGAGUAGAAUUGAGGGAGCCCUAAUAAGCAUGAUCACUGCGGCCAACAUCCCCGCACAGAAUGAAAUCCAUUCCUUCUGGAUGCAGUGACGAUGACAUCAUUGUUUUCCUGUUUGGAGGAUUUGUUAUACAUUUACAAAUCAUAAGCUACAAUUCUUACUUCUCAUCCCUCACGUACUAUAUAGGUAUAUUGCAAUAAGAAGGAGGAUUGCGACCUUACCUGCUAUAAAAUCCAUGUUAAAUGUAAGAAAAAUGGUACACACGCUUGAUAUAUAAAUAUAUAUGUUGUAUCUGACAGAUGAGUUUAAAGAACAGGUGGCAGGCAUGCUUCUCUAUUACAAUGAUCUACUUUGCUUCUAGUUUAGUUUUCUUCUUCUUGUUUUAUGGCUGACACCUGCUAAGCACAAGGUUCCGAUAUUGCUCAGACAUCUUUUAAGUCCUCUUGUAGCCAUUGUAAUAUAAUCCCAGCUCAGAUAUCCUUAUCACUGAUCCCUUCCUAUAACCAUGACCAUGGAGCUUAUUAUGGUCCACCUGGGGACAUCGGUACUUCCUGUGGGCAUUUCACACUACAAAUGAUUGGAUCUGCAUUUACCUACAGUUCUUAACCUAUGUGUGAACUAUACUGCAUCCCAUGUUUCAUAUACUAGAGCAGAGAUUUUCAAGCCAGUUCUGAAUGACCCAGGUUUCUUGGUAUCCACUUUGGAAAAGAAUUGGGAAAUUCUGCAUUCACGGUGCACUUCCAGGACUGGUAUGAAAAAACACAGCUCUAAUUUAUAAUUGCGUACAUAUUUUUUAACUUUUGCAGGUGUUUUGCAUUUGACAUGCCCAGACGCCCUAGGACAGGGGUGCCCAAAAAAUUAAUUCCCAGAUGUUGUAAAACUACAACUUCCGUGAUGCAUUUCGAACUUUAGAAAGCAUCAUGGGAGCUGUAGCUCUACAACAUCUGGGGAUCCACCUUUUGGGAACCCCUGCCAUAGGACAUAUGUAUUAACCGUCCUUCGAACUUGUACUGAUCUGAUAUCUCGUGUGCUUCUCUUGCAGAUGUUUGUUGACUGAUCUCUAGCACAGAGGGCUUGUGGUAUGUUGCCUUUCAUUAGACAGGGUGUGCAGACUUUCUGGCAGCAGAACAUUUUACAGUGCAGGUGUUUCUCCCACCUUGCAUUGUCAGAGUAUGUCCCUGCCUGUGCUCCUGUCGAUCGCCAUCAGGUGGAGCUGCUUCAGGACUUUGUAUCCUGUUCUCAGAGACUUUUUGUCAUGACUGGAGCUGGAAUCUCCACUGAGUCAGGAAUUCCGGACUAUCGCUCUGAAGGUGUGGGACUCUACUCGAGGACAGAAAGAAGGCCCAUAGAACAUUCAGAAUUUGUCCGAAGCGAGGCUGCGCGGAGGCGGUACUGGGCCCGGAACUUUGUUGGAUGGCCACAGUUUUCUUCCCAUCAGCCAAACGAGGCACAUAUAGCACUAAGUAAUUGGGAGAGAGCUGGGAAGUUACACUGGCUGGUGACACAAAACGUGGAUGCCCUCCAUACCAAAGCAGGACAGCAGCGCCUCUCUGAGCUACAUGGUUGCACUCAUCGGUAGAUAAACUGAGAAAGCAAUAUCUGUUUGUUCUCCUGUACACCACCACCUUGGCAGAACCUGUCUUUAGAUUUGUUUUGGGUUUUUUUUCACCAUAAGCCCUACCCUCUGUCCAACUGCCUUUCUCACCCUUCUGUUUUACACAAUGACACCUAAAACAACAAAAUCACACUGACUCUGUGAACUUGCCUCCAUCAGUUGGAGUAUGAUGGCAUUACUUUUCUAUAAAUGUCUACCUUCCUGUGACAUGAUAUAUUUAAUAUACAUAUGAAACGUUUACCCACCCCAUUUUAUGUUGUUUUGUUUUUUUUGUAACAUCUGUUCUCCCUAUCCUCCUCAUUUUUCCUUUCCUGUCUUCUCUUUAGGGUAACAUGUCUUUCCUGCAAGACCGUGGUUAAAAGGUCUGAACUCCAGGAAAGGUUUAUGGUUCUCAAUCCAUCCUGGAAUGAAGAGUCACACGGAGUAGCCCCAGAUGGGGAUGUCUUUCUGACGGACGAGCAGGUGGCAAACUUUAAUGUCCCAGCCUGUGAAAGUUGUGGUGGGGUUCUGAAGCCUCAAGUAACAUUCUUUGGGGACACCGUGAGCCAGGAGUUGGUAUUUUCCCUGUAUGACUACUUAAGCCAAUCUGACGCCAUGUUUAUAAUUGGCUCCUCGCUGCAGGUGAGUGACAGAGAGGGUAUUUAUGAAUUUAACCUGUAUUGUGCAAAAAGAAGUGUUUUGAACAAUAUUUUUCUAUAAUUUACUUUAAUUUCCAUUCCUUUUUAUGUUACUAUAUGUGACGCUACAUGGGUGAUUUGGCUUGGAACUCAACUGCAGCUUGUAAACCUCCCUAAUUACAUGAGUGAAGAUACGGAGAAACUUUAAAGUAUCAAUACUGUAGCUUUAAGAAAAAGAGGGAAUAAAUAAGUGUUAACUUAAAUGAAUUGCAUUUAGGCAAUAAUCCAAUAAGAAGACGUGCAAGUAAUCGACAACACAAAGUUCAUUAAUAAGUAUUUCCUCAGAGAUGCAUUAAGUAACACUCUUUGGUUAAUGAGAAUAAUCUUCAAUAGUAACAUUAAGCAAGUAGCUGAGAAUAGUUGCAAAGCAAGAACAGUUCAUAGCUAAUAGGCAUCAUGGUAGUUGUCCUCCAUACAAUUAGUAACUUGAAGCACUGAGUGUAAUUGCAAAGCAAGAAACAGUUCAUAGUGAAUGAGCAUAGUGAAUAAGCAUGAUGAGAGUUGUCCUCCAAAUAAUUAGUAGCUUGUAGUAGUGAAGAUUUCAGUAAGCAAGACUUGUAGAUAAUUAGAUGAGAGUUAUACUUAAGGUUAGUUGUCCUCCAAUAAUAAAGGGAUAAAGUCCACUUGUAAAGUGAGUUUCUGUUCUCCAGCAUUCCUCUAUAACAUGAAGCAUACUUGUCUUAGCCCGAUGGCUAAGACAACAUCAGAGCUUGAAGAGCCGGCGUCUUCCAGGAAGUCGGACCCACAUUGCCAGACCCUGUGGAGAGUUAAGUCUGGCGGAAGUAGUUCCCAGUAGCUGAGCCUGUGGAGCCCGCGGUCUCGCGGAGGCAGCUCACACAUUAGCUCACACACAAUCACCAAGCACCCUCUCUCUGGCGCGGUCUCCCUAAAUACCGUCAGAGCCGCGUCAGAGGGGGGCGGGGUCCAGCUCCGCACAGCGGAGUGCCGAACCCGGAAGUGUUAUCGCAUGACACUAUAGUACUUAACAGUCUAUGACCAAUGGUUUAGUAAGUUUACCCUGAUUAAGGUCUGUCAUCAAACCUAAAAACGUGCGUCAGGAUGUUUUUCUUUGUUAAUUUUACAUAUGGGUAACACUUAGCACUGUUUGUUUUUUUGUUUUCUUUCUGCUCCACUAUGGGAACUACCUCUCUGGCAUUGUAGGCACAAAGCUCCAUAUUGUGUGGUGUGCGGAGGUAGUUGUAGGGAUUUCUGUGUACAUUUAGCCAUGGGUGGGUUGAUUGCUUACUUAGGCGCACCGUUUAGUGAAAUAGGGCCUUUUUAAUACAGCAUUGCAAGGUCUGCCCUCCAGUUUGACUAUAGCUCCAUUCUCUCCCUUUUGUUACACUCUUUAUCCAUUUUGCAGGAAUUGAACCCUGCUCCAGCUAACCUUAACCCCUUAAGGACACAUGACAUGUGUGACAUGUCAUUAUUCCCUUUUAUUCCAGAAAUUUGGUCCGUAAGGGGUUAAAGGAACACUAUAGUCACCAAAACAACUUUAGCUUAAUGGUGCAGUGUUUGUGUGUAGAUCAUGCUCCUGCAGUCUCACAGUUCAAUUUGCUGCCAUUUAGAAGUUAAAGUGCACUGUCUCAAUGAACUUACCUUUCUCAUAUUAUUUCCUCUUCUCUUCCUCUCUCAGAAUCUGUCCUUCUUUUCUUCCUUUCUGAUCUAGUUUUCUUUAAAACACACGACAAAGAAGGGUCUACUUUGUUUCAUGUAUUUUUCCUAAGCUUGACUUUCUUUGACCAAAGAGGAGUUUAAGUCCGCUCCAUUUCCUGUGUCAGAGAAAGUACUCACAGGACAGAGUAGAUAUCCUCUGUGUGUCCAGUGGGGACCGUGAUAUCCCCCACUGGUCCAAAGAGGGGGGGUGGGGUAGGGGUUGGCACACUUUAGAAUUGCACAGAGAGUCUGGAAGCGAGAAGGUUGGCUGCCUCGCCUCAACUUCGUCCCCAGUGUCUUGGGUUCCCAGUGGGUUAGAAACACGAUUCAAGUAUUGGUGUGAUCUCCCGCGAGCCCCUGACUGUAAUAGACCUCUUCAAAGAAUAUAGCCGCUUAUUAACCGGAGUUACCACCCCAGUGAUUCAUAGGAGCCAGGCUCCAUCCCCGAUCCUUUCAUUCAUGUAUUCACACACUGUACAUAAUAUGCAUAUACCUGCCAGACUUGAACAUGUUUUGAGGAUCAACCCCCAGUGUGUGUAGAAUAUUAUAUGGUUUGUUGCCUACUCUGCCAGUAUGGGUAUAUCUCUCAGUCUGUGAAUACAAAGUGUGUGACAUUUUCUCUAAAAUAUGUUUUGUUUUUGUUUGUUUGUGCAGGUUUACUCUGGAUACAGAUUUGCUCUGAAGGCGAAAGAGAAACACAUUCCUAUUGCAAUACUUAAUAUUGGACCCACUAGAGCAGAUCAUUUGGCAUCUGUUAAAGUGAGUUCCCGCUGUGGGGAUGUCCUGUCACAUAUAUUGACCCAAGAGUGAAACCUGUGUGCAGUGUGUCACUGAGAUAUAGAGAAUAGUCAAGAUGUCACGUGGUCAUUCAGUAAACUGAGUGCCUGCAGGGUCAAUAAACCCUCCACAUUGAAUGAAGUCCAAAUACGUACCCAUUUGGGGCUGUGCGAAGACUGAUAGAUCUUGUGCCGUACGGUAUAAACCAGACACGUUCAUUUGUUCUCAGUAAGGUUUGUGAUAUUUAUCCAGAAUGAUGGGAAAAGCUGAUUGGUGGUUUUCAGUGGGUCUUGUACUAUUUAAGUAUCCCACUGAGAAGGCUUGUAACCAUUUAUCCUGAGUUCUCAGUCUGUAUCCUGUGAGGCACUUCUGACAGCGCUAAGGAAAACAGCAGCUGUUUAAUCUCACGUGUUCAAGAUUUUGGUAGGAGAGAUUUGUUUUUAAACAUACUUACAAAAUAAAUGACUGGCAUUGGGGAUACAUGCCUGGAACCUGCUACUGUUACUGUGGUUACUAAAAGUGAUUUUUUUUUUUUUUUACAAAACCUGCUUGGAAGGCAAGUGUAGAAUAAUACCU